Messenger RNA from Eleginops maclovinus (Patagonian blennie), 3926 nucleotides. RefSeq names its product CD248 molecule, endosialin a (gene cd248a). Gene Ontology annotation, molecular function: calcium ion binding; extracellular matrix protein binding; extracellular matrix binding. NCBI's taxonomy places the organism in Eukaryota, Metazoa, Chordata, Actinopteri, Perciformes, Eleginopidae. The record is from RefSeq and is a predicted model, not a curated record. The transcript has a single exon. Bases 226 to 2499 code for a protein of 757 amino acids. Gene Ontology annotation, biological process: cell migration. Gene Ontology annotation, cellular component: external side of plasma membrane; extracellular matrix.
CCCAGCACAGAUCUGUUUCAGCACGGUGGAGUAAAGAGCACAGCAAGACGGGGAAAAAAGAAACAGGGUUCAAAUGAAGAAAGAAAAGUUCAGAUAGACAACUCAAGUGAUUCAAGCGAAAAAUUACACAGCUGAGAGAAACUUUGAAAAGCAGGGAGAUAAAAGUGUGAAGAAAGUGAGGGUGAGAGACAGGCGGAGAGCGGAGCGUUUGAGUUCUUAAAGAGAAUGGGCUCCCUGGUGAGCGGUGCUUCUGCUCUUCUCUUUACGUCCCUGCUCACUUUGCUCUUUGGGCUUUCUUUGGUCGUGGCUCAGGAUUUGAGCGAAAGGGAUGCUUUGUGCAAUGCAGAAGGCUGCUUUGUGGUCUACUUCCAACGCAAGAUCUUCCUGGAAUCAUGGAGGGCCUGCAAGGAAAAAGGUGGCAACCUAGCUACCAUUAAACGGAGGCAGGAUGCCAACGAUAUUGCCACUCUUUUCUCCAGUCUAGACUUACGCCACUCGCGCACCAGCGUCCGGGUGUGGAUUGGCCUUCAGCGCCAGCCUCGCCAGUGUUCCUCCACACGCCCACUGCGGGGUUUCUCUUGGACUACAGGUGACCAGGACACAGACUAUACCAACUGGCAGAAAGAGGACUCCCCUAGUAUGUGCUCCGUGCCACGCUGCGUGGUAAUGGGCUACAGCACUCAGGAGCAGAGUGAUAACUUCAAAUGGCUGGAUGGUUCUUGCUCAGUCCCUGUGGAUGGGUAUAUUUGCCAUUACACCUACAAAGAAAUGUGCCCUGCCUUGUUAAGUGAAGGAGCAGGCAAUGCCCUCUACACCACCCCGUUUAACCUCCUAAGCACACUGCUAACCCAUAUACCCUUUGGAUCUGUUGCUACCGUGCCCUGCCCUGCUGGCACCAAGCAGGAACAGUCCGUUUUGUGUAUGCUGAAGGAAGAUGGCUCAGCGGGGUGGUCAAGAAAUUCCCCCCUCUGCUCAGAUCCCCCCGAAACAUACAACUGGUGUGAACAAAAUAAUGGUGGAUGUGAGCAUUACUGCAGGCCAGCCGGUGUUCACUUCUUCUGUGAGUGUGUCGAUGGGUAUCAACUGGGAGACAAUGGGCAGAACUGUGAGCUGUCUAAUGCCUGCCCUGAAGGAUACAUGCUGGCACCAGAUGAUCGCGGCUGUCUGGAUGUAGACGAGUGCCUCCAGAGUCCUUGCGAGCAGAUUUGCGUGAAUGCUCCAGGGACAUUCGAAUGUCAAUGUCGGGAGGGAUACCAUCCGGAUGAAGACGGUGGGUGUGAGGAUAUAGAUGAGUGUAUAAAUGAACCAUGUGAACAUGCCUGUGAGAACACUCUAGGCUCUCAUAUCUGCCACUGCCAUCUGGGUUAUUCCCUGAUGCCUGAGGAUCCAAGCAAAUGCCAAGACACCGAUGAGUGCCAGAUCCCCGGGACCUGCGAGCAGAUGUGUGUGAAUUAUGACGGCGGAUUUGAGUGCUACUGCGAGGAAGGCUAUGAACUCAUGUCUAAUCACUUCUCAUGCCGCAAGAUAGGGAAAGGAGAUGAGGAAUCUGCUGUCACCCCUCCUUUUCCUUGGGCGACUAACCAGCCUGGACCUCUAUGGGACCCUGUAGACUACGACUGGAACCCACAGCAGGGCCACACUGACUGGCCUCCCGAGGAUGAGCAGGCUCUGGAUUGGCUGACAGACCCACCCAGAGUUUUGGAUCCUGAUGUCAUAUGGGUCACCAGUGCCCCUCAGGAAGAAAUGCUCUUUGAUUUAGUACUGGAUGCUCCAACACAGCCAGCCGAGAAAGAAUUUGACAAUGGAGGAGUGGACUGGUUGGAGUGGGGGCAGGGACCUGGGUCGGACCUGGACAAUUUGCAGACCACAAUCUACACCACGCCUUCACCCACCACAAAGUCCAGCCCUACCCCGGACUGGUAUGAUGAUGAGGAAGAUGACGAUGAGGAGGAGACCACCACAGUGCUCCCCUACCUUUCCACCUCAACAAUCUCUGAGGGAGCUUGGAAUUGGUGGGCGGGGUUCACCACUUCCAGCCAGAACCCAGAAAAUCCAGAAAAUCCUGUCAUUGACCUCAACAUGCCCCCGGAUUCCGGCUACCACAAUGUGACAGAAGGAGAAGAGCAGUACCCCCUUAGGGAAACCUCCCCAGAUGAGGAGUUAGUGGAGGAAGAGAAGGAAACUGUGGAGGUCACACACCAAAAUGUUCCCACACAGCCGACUCCUUCCCAGACACCCCCAAGCAAGAUCUUCGACAUCACGGUUUCUGUCCAGGACGACAGGGGGGAUAAGCAGAGCAGCACCUGGCUCCUGGUGGGGCUCCUAGUGCCCAUCUGCAUCUUCAUUGUAGUAAUGGUGGCCCUGGGCAUCGUCUACUGCACCCGCUGUGCUGUUCAUUCGCACAGCAAGAAUGCCACUGAUUGCUACCACUGGAUCUCCGGGGCUCACGACAAACAAGGAGCUCCUAACCUCUCAGCAGGGGUCAAGACCCACGUUUAAAUAGAGAGGAGAGAAAGUGACAUUUAAUAUAAACAGACUGCUUCAGAGUCAAGCAGGAGUGAAUAAUGGAACUGGUAAGGGAGAAGCUAAUUGUUUUACCCUCUCUGACUGUUCGACUGCCCACUCUUUGAACACUUUUGGAUUUUGCUGUUUAAUAUCAAUGGAUUGAAGUUGAAAACCACCGAGUUUUUUGUUGAAAUGGGAUUCAUGUGUGGUGCUUUGAUGAUUCAUACACUGACCACUGACCAUUGCUUCCUCAUUGCACUAGGCUACAUGAUCAUAAAAUAUAAGUGCCUUCAUUAUUUUUUGUAUAUUUUUUCAAUAAAUUCUCCGAUAUCUGCUGAUAUCAGAGAAUAAGGUGUCAUGUAUUAAUUUAGAAUAUGUCACACUUGAGCCGGAUCCAGAUCAAUGAACUGAUGGCAUUCAACCUUAUUGUGAUAGCAAAACUUUACUAUGAGGCUUCUUCUAUGCAAAAUCCUCAGGCUCAGUUUUUUCAAUAGCAUAUCACUGUAGAUAACCCUUUACUGUCAACUGUGUUAAAGGGAUUAAAAUGCAUUGUUGGUGGAAAAUGGGUGAAAGACUGUAAGCCCUUCAAAAGAUAAGACAUUCUGCAGUCACAUGAUAAUGCUGGUAAUUUGCAGUAAUUUGAAAAUCACUGUGUUGAAUGUUUGAUAAGAGACCAAAGCCUUAUUUGUAUAUAGAGGUUCAUUUGUAUUUAUGUUUGUUGCAUAUUUGUCACCAGCCUUUUUUCUUGUAGAAAAUGUAACAAUUCAAUGACGUACCUUCUUUUAUGGAGCCCAUAAACAUAGUGAAAUGUAAAAGACUGUCUGUCUGCACAUGGGAACAGUUUCCCCCACUCAUGCCCAGUUAAAGAGCACUUCUCCUUUCCUUUCUUUUAUUACUUUUUCAGAGAGGUUAGAGUGCAGAUGUUCACACUGCACAGAGAAUGUUGUAGGGGCUUGUGGUUGACAUUAGCCUUGGCCUUGUUCAUGAUAUGGCCAUCAAUCACUCUUCGUAACCGUAAUUCAUUAUUACAGCCAUAAACGUUUGUCUUAAACCAGCCCUGAAAGGUUGUACGGCCGUGUGGAAUUACAUCCAGCUGUGUGUGCAGUCAGUGCGACACAUUGCUGCUGAAGCUUCAGAUGUUUUCAAACUGAACAUGUUCCAUUAAUCUCAGAUUCCAAAAUGUGAACACUACAUUAACUUGUUUGGAGAAGUGCACAUUGGAUUUUGGGGUGUAUGUUUCAAACAAACAAAUACACAAUCAGGAUUAAAUGGAUUGAUGCCGGAGGAAACAAAGUGCCAAUCCAAAUGUACACAUGAAAUGUGUCUUUAUUUUAAUGAUAGACUGUGAAAUGUAAGAAACAUCAAAUGUCUUUUCUUUCUGUUGCAUUUUAAGGAAUUGUGAAUUAAAAACUAUGACAAGG